This is a messenger RNA of Protopolystoma xenopodis, 915 nucleotides long. NCBI's taxonomy places the organism in Eukaryota, Metazoa, Platyhelminthes, Monogenea, Polystomatidea, Polystomatidae. The record is from the annotation of a GenBank genome assembly.
AUGACUGUUCGUCUAUUUAACAUGCUCAAUUACCACUGGUAUCUAAAGCAGGAAAUCUUCUUGUCCGAUUCUGCUCGUCCAUGCCUUUUCUGGCUUCCGGACACCCUGCUCGGAUCUUGUACCAACAAGAUUCUUGGAACGCAUUGGUCGGGUGCCUCUGCUGUUCUUCUGAUUGCAGAUUGUGAUAGGAGGAAAGUUGGCCUCCGGCAGCAUUCUUUAGACUUGGAGACGGUGGAUAAACGACUGAAUAAAUCUGACUUCACUGUGGGUGAUUCGAAAGCCACUGCAGAGGCGCAUACUGAAGCCGGGAUACUCCGUAUCUGGGGCUUCAAAUCUGUCUUAGAUCGCCUUGGCCUUAUUUGGGAACAAAUUCCUCUCCCUAAGUAUUUAGAGGAGCACGGGAACACGAUAUCAUGUAGGAAGGCGAUCUGGCCAGCACUGGUAGCUGUUAUUGAUGGUGCCAAUCUCGGGCUCACCGAUUUCUCCUCGACUGUCUUGCCACCCCCACUGAGCUCUAUACAAAUUACCUUCCUAAAUGACAUUAACGAACUUACUACUGUUAUUCGCUCUGUCUGGUUGCCCGGUCCGCUUUUGCAGAAAGCGCAAUUAUUUACCGAGUCAGACCCUCUAACCUCCGAUGUCGAAACCACAAGCAUCACGGAAAGCAUCCAGCUUCCAAUGAUCGUACAGACUAUUUCUACUGUGUUUACCGGCUCCAUUAUUCCUGAUCAGAUAUCGCAGCUCAAAUAUCAACAGCGGCAACGCUUGUUCUGGUUUCAUUUAAGUGUUAACUGUCCUGUUGCUUUAGCUUCGACGGCGCCUCCACUUCUCGGCUUGGCUGGGAGUCUAGUGUGUGUGAAACAUCAAACAGGCUCUCUCAAUAUUUGGCCAAGCCGUGUCUGGCACGUUGAGUAA